Molecule: messenger RNA, 717 nt
Organism: Andrographis paniculata
Lineage: Eukaryota; Viridiplantae; Streptophyta; Magnoliopsida; Lamiales; Acanthaceae
Exons: 3
Coding region: 1-717 (238 amino acids)
Biological process (GO): negative gravitropism; response to red or far red light
Source: RefSeq, a predicted model, not a curated record
AUGGUGCUGGAGAAGCUACUGUCCAUGUUCAUGAUGGGAAAUGAUGAUGUUGCCAAGUGCUCUCCGAUUGCAUCGAAAAAGAAUAAAUUGGCGCACAUGUUUUCGAAGGUUUUAUUUCACGGAGGCGCCGGGAUCACCAAUGAUGGAAUCGCGAGCGUGAAACCCGAGGAAAAGAAAUCGAAAGAUCCAUCCGAGAAUACUCAAGACGAGUUCCAAGAUGCCGUGACAAUGGAAGCAUUUUUUUCACAGAUAUUUGCGAGCAUAGCCGCCGUUAAAGCUGCGCAUCGAAAGAUCGUUGCGGAGCUCAAGAAUUUGUCGGAGCUAAAGGAAAGUUACUUGAAUAAGCAAUUCAACGACCCGGACGUCGAGACAACUCUACUCUUGUCUGAACUCCGUGAGGCGAAGAGUAUUCAGCAAAUCUUCGAGAUCACUAUAAAGAAAUUGGAUUCAGAUCACAAACUCAAGGACUCCGAAAUCACCUUUCUGAAAGAAAAAUUAGCCGAGGCGAACGGGGAGAACAAACUGAUCGAAAAGAAGAUUUAUUCGAGCGGGCAGCUUGCCGUUCCUGACAAAAUUCAGCUGCAAGAUCUGAACCAGAAUUAUAUCAUCUCAUGUAUCCGUCAUACGGUGAAAUCCAUCCGAAGCUUCGGCCGCGGGUUGGAAUUUGGACAAAGCCGCAUCUGUAGUCGAACCCGGUGCCUUUUUCGGGGCGCCUGA